This is a messenger RNA of Odontomachus brunneus, 2046 nucleotides long. RefSeq names its product 2-oxoglutarate and iron-dependent oxygenase domain-containing protein 3-like. Gene Ontology annotation, cellular component: membrane. The transcript has 5 exons. Gene Ontology annotation, molecular function: oxidoreductase activity, acting on paired donors, with incorporation or reduction of molecular oxygen; iron ion binding; L-ascorbic acid binding. The record is from RefSeq and is a predicted model, not a curated record. NCBI's taxonomy places the organism in Eukaryota, Metazoa, Arthropoda, Insecta, Hymenoptera, Formicidae. Bases 89 to 1120 code for a protein of 343 amino acids.
ACGGUUGCACUAAGUGCUGUACGAGCCUGUUUGAUAGGUACAACUUAACAUAAAAUUUUGACGUAAGGUUGUCGGCCGUAGCUACGAAAUGGUGCAAGAGGUGAGGAAAACGAAAAGGAAGAAUGCACAAAAAAGUACAAACGCGUCACAGAAGGAACAAACACUCGUGAAAGAAGAAGGAAAGGGAGGCACACAGAAGGAAGAUGUAAACCAGAAGGAGGAUAAUAAUGUAGAAAAGUCGCACAAGGCCGUUGUGUCAAAAUAUGGGCCUGCUGUGUCGUUUCCAUACCAAAGGGUAUGGUCUAGAUGUGUCAUGAUACUCGGGGUGUUGUUGAUAGUUUGGUAUAAUAGUAAGCAAGGCAAGGAAGUAUCUUUAGCAAAGCAGAAAGACGUGCUGGUAAGUCGUUCCCAGAGUUUUGACUGUUCUGCAGAUUAUAGAGCUGAGUUAGAAACGUAUCCUGGCUGUGUACCAGAAAAAUGUGGCAGGAUUGUCACAGACAAGUUGGUGUCAGCAACAGAAGUUGAUGUUUUGUUGAAAUUAGCUAAAAAUGGAUUAGAUCUAGCUGACUCAGAUGGUAGCGCUAGUAUACUGGAUCUUCACUCUGGAGCUCUUAGCAAAGGUCAAGGAUUUAUGAAUAUCUACAAACUGCCAGCAACCAAGAAGAUAUUCAACAAUGUGGAUCUAGCAAUAUAUAGGGUAGUAAAAACAAAAAUACAGCACGCAGUAGCGCACAACUUUGGCGUGAAUGUAAAUAAGAUAUAUUUAACCAAGCCAACUUUCUUUUCACGGAUAACUAAUAAGCCUGCAAAGACCAUACAUGAUGAAUAUUGGCAUCCACAUGUCGACAAGGACACGUAUGAAUCGUUUCAUUAUACGUCAUUGGUAUAUUUGAGCGACUAUAAUAAAGAUUUCGAAGGCGGUCGAUUCAUAUUUCUGGAUAAGAAUAACGUCAAUUCGACGAUAGAACCCAGGAAAGGCAGAGUGUCGAUCUUUACAUCGGGAGGCGAAAAUUUGCAUUUCGUCGAGAAAGUGAAGUCCGGUACUCGCUACGCCUUGACCGUGUCUUUCACGUGCGAUAAGAACUCUGCGAUAUCCGACUCGCAUUUAUCGAAAAGUUGAAUGUCUUUCGACAUCUGUUCAUCCGUGUUAUUUAUAUCGCGUCAAUACCAUAGAGUACAAACCUUUUCGUUCAUGCGUUGAUCUGCACAAAUAUAAUUGCUUAUUUAUUGUCCUAAGUAAACGGCAUUUUUAUUUGUAAAAUUCUCACAUUUACAACCAAACAGUAUUUCGACAGUAUUAAGGAAUCUACCAAGAAUAAAGCGAGUAUUUGUACGUGUAAUUCGUUUUUAGAAGUACCCACCAAAUUAUUAUAGACGAUGUAGUUAUUGAAUUAAAAAGCGCAAGUAUAUUGAUUAAAUAUUACAUCAACUGUAUAAUGUGCUUUUUUUGGACACUUGUAAGUUGAUUAUUUUUUUUCACAUAUAAUACGAUACGUAAGCGGAGGAUAACAGAUAAUACACGUAUUUAAUGUUCUUUUCUUUGAAUAGAAAAUGCAACAUUCUCGCUGAUGUUUGCAGAGGCAUCUCCUUUCUCCUGCGUCAUUGUGUCGAGAAUAUGUAGUUAACAGAAUGUGAAAUAUAUAGGAUUAUUAUACAUCUUACGACUAAUUUCACAACACGAGAUAACGUUUUAAUAAUAUUUAGGAACGAUGUGUGUGUGUGUGUGUGUGUGUGAGAGAGAUAAAGAGAGAGAGAGGAGAGGAGAGAGAAAUAUAUAGUUCGUCGCUGAUUGAUAGUUGCGUCGAUAUAUUUGCGCUUUGGUCUAUUUCGUCGUUGCUUUAUUUACAAUUCCAUCGUACGACGAAAAAGAGUGAGAGCUUUCUCUCAGACGGUUGAAGAGAAAUAAGAAAGAGAACGAUAUUAGUCCGCGUAAAACUAAGGUGUUGAUUUAUUACUAAAUGGAACAAAGACACGACAGAUUUCUCAGUUAUCAGGAUAAUUUAAAUAAAUAGAUAUAAACGAAAACUUAACGACAGAGAUUCAACU